AUGGGUCUUGAUCCAGACGAGGAAAUGGACAGAAAGAAGACGGAUAAGUACGGCGAGUUUCUUCUUGAUGGCACUGAAAGCGAAUUUACAAACAUCGAUCCAUACCUGAAAAUCUACCACGAUUGUAACGACGGCCGCAAGGUUACCCCCUGUCAAAGAAAAUGGAAAAUUCGAGUUCCAGACAAUUAUAUAAAUAAAGCGGAUGAACCGAUAGUGAAAAUUUUGGAUAUUGGUACAUGGAAUCUUGAGGCAAUUUUGAUGACUGAAUCGAAACACUGUCCAAGUUGA
Soboliphyme baturini is the source of this 288-nucleotide messenger RNA. The record is from the annotation of a GenBank genome assembly. Lineage: Eukaryota; Metazoa; Nematoda; Enoplea; Dioctophymatida; Soboliphymatidae.